ACCACAAAAGCCUCCAAAUCCCAUACACAGAAACAAAUCGCUUUCUUUCUCUUCUCCCUCGCUCUCUCUCUCUCUCUCUCUCCUCUUUUCAACGUGUCCAUUGCUGGAGCGCCUUUUUUCCAUCUUGACUCUCCUCCACAGGCACUUCCAAGCUCCAGCCAUGGCGGACCCCGAUCUGAUCAGUCCCUUGCUACCCGAGAGCGCUCUUCUCGAGCCGUUCGAUGAGCCCCAAGUCAUCAUCCCCGUCGACGAGGAGGAGGAGGAGGAGGAGGAGGAGGAGGAAGGGGGUUUCGAUCAAGACCGUUCAAGCCGAUCCACGAAGCAGAAUUGCCAGACCAGCGGUGCUCCUCCGGGAUUCGAGAGCCCGUUCGGGUUCCUCGGCGCCGAGGGGUUCGACGUCCCGGCCUCGACCACCGUCGACCCGUUCCGGAACCACACGCCGAGGGUUGAAGGGCUUUAUGAGUGGCUCAAAAUCGGGGUCUCCAUGCCUGUUGUGUUGGUCCGGCUCGUGCUGUUUGGGUUGGCUUUGUCGUUAGGUUACUUGGUCACCAAGCUGGCUCUUCAUGGUUGGAAGGAUAAGCAGAACCCUAUGCCUCAAUGGAGGUGCAGGCUGAUGUGGGUUACCCGGAUUUGUGCUCGCUGUAUCCUAUUUUCUUUUGGCUAUCAUUGGAUAAGACGUAAAGGAAAGCCUGCUGCAAGGGAAGUUGCUCCAAUUGUUGUAUCUAACCAUGUAUCAUAUAUAGAACCGAUUUUCUUCUUCUAUGAAUUAUUUCCCACUAUUGUUGCAUCUGAGUCCCAUGAUUCCAUACCUUUUGUUGGAACCAUUAUCAGAGCAAUGCAGGUUAUAUAUGUUAAUAGGUUCUCACCGUCAUCAAGGAAGCAUGCUGUUAAUGAAAUAAAGAGAAAGGCUUCUUCAAAUAGAUUUCCUCGUCUGCUUUUAUUUCCUGAGGGAACAACAACAAAUGGAAGACUCCUCAUUUCUUUCCAACUUGGUGCAUUUAUCCCUGGAUACCCUGUCCAGCCUGUGGUUGUUCGCUAUCCCCACGUCCACUUUGACCAAUCCUGGGGUAACAUAUCGUUGGGGAAGCUCAUGUUUAGAAUGUUCACACAGUUUCACAAUUUCAUGGAGGUGGAAUAUCUUCCUGUUAUUUCACCUCUUGAAAGUCAGAAGGAAAAUGCUGGCCAAUUUUCUCAGAGGACUAGCCAUGCCAUUGCCACUGCUCUUAAUGUUGUGCAAACAGCUCAUUCCUAUGGGGACUUCAUGCUUGUUAUGAAGGCUUCUGAGAAGCAGGAAAAUCCUGCUCUUUAUAUGGCUGAAAUGGCAAGCAUGAAAACGAUGUUCCAUUUGAGCAGUUUGGAAGCUGUGGACUUUCUAGAUAUAUUUCUUUCUAUGAAUCCGGAUCCCAGUGGAUGUGUUCAAAUCCAUGAUUUCUUGAGGGCUCUGAGAUUGAAGGCUUGCAGUCUUUCUGAAAAGAUAUUUUGGUUCCUUGAUGUGGAGAGGAAGGGUAAAAUAACAUUCAAGCAGUUCCUAGUUGGGUCAGCUCAUGUUCUGAAGCAACCAUUAUUUGGGCAAGCCUGUGGAUUAGCCUUUGCUGAGUGUCAGAUGAGUGGAAGCAAUUACAUAACUGAGCAAGAAUUGGGGGAUUCUAUUCGGCUCGUGAUUCCUAGCGUGGACCAGUUUGAGACCCAUGAGCUUUUCGAAUUGUUUGAUACUGAUGGUGACGGGUGGAUCAGCAAGGAUGAUUUCAUUGCCUGUUUAAGAAGAAAUCCACUGCUCAUAGCACUUUUCUUGCCCCGGUUAAUUUCCAAGAACUUGUCAGGAGGUGGUGGUGAUGGGAUGUGCCAAAGGGAAUCGAAUGAUGGAUCAGUCUAUAAAUGAAUCCCGCGUCUCCUGUAAACAUUCUGGCUCCUUCACAGGGGACUUUGGGUGAGGCACACUGGCAGUUUUGAGUGCAGUGUAGCUCUUGAGAACGCUUGGAAAUCUUAUGACAAAGUUUGGUUUUCUUGCUAAAGCAAUUUGCUUUUCUUUGUUGAAACUUGAAAGGUUUACAGGGUUACUCCUUUGCAUUAAGCUUGUGGUGCCUUGCAGGGUAGCUAACUGUAGAAACAAAGUUUUGUUGCAGAAAUGACAUUUUAAAAUGUUACAAGUGAAGUUUUGAUGUAGAAAUCACAUUUAUAAGGCUACAAGUGGUUGUAUGGAAAGUGCAGCAAUUUGGGUUA
Messenger RNA from Diospyros lotus (date-plum), 2220 nucleotides. Its product is annotated as lysophospholipid acyltransferase LPEAT2. The record is from RefSeq and is a predicted model, not a curated record. The transcript is spliced from 14 exons. Gene Ontology annotation, molecular function: calcium ion binding; lysophosphatidylethanolamine acyltransferase activity. NCBI's taxonomy places the organism in Eukaryota, Viridiplantae, Streptophyta, Magnoliopsida, Ericales, Ebenaceae. The coding region runs from base 161 to 1879 and encodes 572 amino acids. Gene Ontology annotation, biological process: phospholipid metabolic process.